Messenger RNA from Naegleria fowleri, 1320 nucleotides. RefSeq lists its product as uncharacterized. The record is from RefSeq and is a predicted model, not a curated record. Bases 1 to 1320 code for a protein of 439 amino acids. Gene Ontology annotation, biological process: protein polyubiquitination; proteasome-mediated ubiquitin-dependent protein catabolic process. Gene Ontology annotation, molecular function: protein binding; ubiquitin protein ligase activity. The transcript is spliced from 2 exons. Lineage: Eukaryota; Heterolobosea; Eutetramitea; Acrasida; Naegleriidae.
AUGUUCCAUCACAACAACACUUUGGAAAAUCCUUCCACGAGUGAGACAGAAGCAUCAUCAUCAUCAUUUGUUGCUACUACUGCUGAUCAACCACAAGAUUUAUAUUUCAACACUAGUAAUGCUCGAUUACUCACACCUCUUAGCAACGAUGAGGAUCAUAACAAUACUUUGAUCAACGAGGACGACGACAACAACAACAUCCCGAGCAAUUAUACGAACAGUCUUGCAACUAUCAAGACGGAUGAAAUAAAUGAUAUUCAUGAUGAUGAUGAUGAAGAAGAUGAUAAUAACCAUGAGGAAGAUCACCAAUAUAUUAAUAAUAUUAAUACUUAUUGGAUGGAUGAUGAUGAAACCGAUGAAGAAGAAGAAGAACAACAACCCACAACUGUCUGGCAAAACGGAAGAUUUGUCAAGAAAAUUGUAUUAGGACAACACACCUCCGAAUUUCAACAUCCGUAUGACAUGGUGGUAGAUCAACAUCAAGAAUUGAUUUUCAUAUGUGAUUCAUCUCAUCAUGCCAUUCAAGUUUAUGAUCUCUCCACUCACAAGUUUGUACGAAGCAUUGGUUUGGGAUCUGAUGUUCCGUUCUAUAUUGAUUACGAUCCGACAGAGUCUGCCAUUGUGUUUGGAAGUGAUAAUCACUGCCUGUACAAGUAUUCAGUGUUUGGAAAGUUGAUAUGGAAAGUGGGUAAACAUGGAAGUGGACCAGGAGAGUUUUCAUUGCCGUCUGGUGUGUAUAUUGAUACCAAAGAGAAACUCAUCUAUUUGUGUGAUCAAUACAAUUGCAGAAUUCAAGUACUGACCUCGAAUGGAGAGUUUGUGCGUCAAUUUGGGGAAUAUGGUGUGAAACCUGGAAAUUUUCAUGGACCACGCAAUAUUACAGAAUCUUUGGAUGGAAAUUUAAUCAUUACAGAUCGUAAUAAUCACAGAGUUCAAAUUUUCACAAAGAAUGGCAAAUUUGUGAAAGCAUUUGGAAGUUAUGGAUCUGAGAGAGGUCAAUUUAAUGAACCAUGUUCAGUGUUGGUAGAACCUAAUACUGGAAAUAUUUAUGUGAGUGACAGUUUUAAUGACAGAAUUCAGAUCUUUUCGUCGAAUGGUGAAUACAUUGAAUCUAUAGAGGGUGAUUUGGAUUAUCCACUUGGAAUUUCUCUAAAUGCAAGAAAUGGAGAUUUAAUGAUCUCGGAGUAUUCAAGGAAUAGGAUUGUUAUUCUAAAAGAUACGAAAUUCGAAUCGAGAAUGGAAGAACAUUUCAAAAGACAAUUGCUGUAUUGUGCAAGAUAUUUGAACCAUGAUAUUGGAAUAGUGAGCUGGGAAGAGUAA